Messenger RNA from Juglans regia (Persian walnut), 4287 nucleotides. RefSeq names its product ribosome biogenesis protein BMS1 homolog. The record is from RefSeq and is a predicted model, not a curated record. The transcript has 18 exons. The coding region runs from base 151 to 3816 and encodes 1221 amino acids. Gene Ontology annotation, biological process: maturation of SSU-rRNA from tricistronic rRNA transcript (SSU-rRNA, 5.8S rRNA, LSU-rRNA); ribosome biogenesis; endonucleolytic cleavage of tricistronic rRNA transcript (SSU-rRNA, 5.8S rRNA, LSU-rRNA). NCBI's taxonomy places the organism in Eukaryota, Viridiplantae, Streptophyta, Magnoliopsida, Fagales, Juglandaceae. Gene Ontology annotation, cellular component: 90S preribosome; nucleus. Gene Ontology annotation, molecular function: GTPase activity; U3 snoRNA binding; GTP binding.
UAAACAAGUCCCUGAACUGAAGUCCUCUCUGACCCCAUCACCUCGAACCCUCCACUUCACAGAAGCUCCGCCGUCGCCCCAAUUCAUAGCCUUGAACUUGGCUGCUUGUGACAAACUUUGGUUUGCGGGUAUAUUAUUUUCGAACCGACCAUGGCUUUAGACAGUACUGGCAUUGAUCAGUCGCACAAGGCGCAUCGAACUCGCCAGGCCGGUCCCAAGAAGAAGGCGAAAUCCGACAAGAAGAAGAAAAACAUUUCCGAGAACGACAGGAAACAAAACCCUAAGGCAUUUGCUUUUAGUUCUUCGGUGAAGGCGAAGCGAUUACAGUCUCGGUCGGUCGAGAAAGAACAGAGAAGGCUUCACGUCCCGUUGAUUGAUCGGUCUUAUGGCGAACCGGCACCGUUUGUUGUUGUGGUGCAUGGUCCUCCCCAGGUUGGGAAAUCGCUCCUUAUAAAGUCUCUUGUAAAGCAUUAUACCAAACACAACAUGUCUGAGGUUCGAGGGCCAAUCACAAUUGUAUCAGGUAAGCAAAGGCGACUACAGUUUGUAGAGUGCCCAAACGAUAUCAACGGCAUGAUUGACGCAGCAAAGUUUGCUGAUCUUGCUUUGCUUCUUAUAGAUGGAAGUUAUGGUUUCGAAAUGGAAACGUUUGAAUUCCUGAAUAUAUUGCAAGUUCAUGGGUUCCCAAAGGUUAUGGGAGUUCUUACUCACCUUGAUAAGUUCAAGGAUGCAAAGAAACUGAGGAAAACAAAGCAGCGUCUCAAGCAUCGUUUCUGGACCGAAAUAUAUGAUGGAGCAAAAUUGUUUUAUUUAUCUGGUUUAAUUCAUGGGAAGUAUGCUAAGCGUGAAAUUCACAAUCUUGCACGGUUUAUCUCUGUAAUGAAAUUUCAUCCCCUGUCUUGGCGAGCUUCUCAUCCUUAUAUUUUAGUAGAUCGACUUGAAGAUGUCACUCCUCCUGAGCAAGUGCGAAUGAAUAAAAAAUGUGAUAGAAACAUCACUCUUUAUGGUUAUUUGCGAGGCUGUAAUAUGAAGAAGGGGACUAAGGUGCAUAUUGCUGGUGUGGGUGAUUAUGGUUUAGCUGGCAUUACAGGUUUAGCUGAUCCCUGUCCUUUACCAUCAGCUGCAAAAAAGAAAGGGCUUCGUGAUAAAGAAAAAUUGUUUUAUGCACCUAUGUCUGGACUUGGGGAUCUUCUUUAUGACAAGGAUGCUGUCUAUAUAAACAUAAAUGACCACUUCGUUCAGUUUUCUAAUGUUGGCGAUGAGAAUGGAGUGACACACAAAGCAGGAAAGGACCGAGAUGUGGGUGAGGUUUUGGUGAAAUCUCUUCAGAACACAAAGUACUCAGUUGAUGAAAAGUUAGAAAAAAGCUUCAUAAGCCUUUUUGGUCGGAAGCCUAAUAUGCCGUUAGAGGCUCAAAAUGAUGGAAAACAUGAUCAUGAAACUGUAGAGCAGGCUCGCAAAAUAGAACCUUCACAGAGAGAGAAUUCUGGGGAUGAAAUUGAAGCAGAUGAGUCUGAUGAGGAAAGUGAUGGUGGAGAUUUGGAUGGUACAGAAUCUUCAGAUCAAGAUGAAGCCAUUCAAAAAGAUGCAAUGAUAAAAAGUAAAGGUGGUGUUUCUGAAGAAGAGACUGUUGAUACAUUUGAGCAGCAAUCUCCUCUUAAAGAUCACUUGCAGGAACAUGUUGAGUACCAUGGUGGAAGGCUGAGGCGAAAAGCUCUCUUUGGAAAGGACACUGAUCACAAGGAUUUGAAGGAUUUGGAAGAAGAGAAUGAAAACAGUGAUGAUGGUGCAGAUAACCAGACACCCUCUGGUUCAGAUUUUUCAGAGGAAGAUGGAGAGGAUCGUGAAAUAGAUGAAGAUGACAUGGGAAACAUUUCAAAGUGGAAAGAGUCUUUGAUGGAAAGGACUGUCUUGAGACAAAAUACAAAUCUUAUGCAACUUGUAUAUGGGAAAGCUACAUCAACACCAACUACAACUCUUAAUGAAGCACAGGAUAGCAGUGACGAUGAGGAAAGUGAUGGAGACGACUUCUUUAAGCCAAAAGGAGAAGGGAAAAAGAAUCUGGGAGAAGGAUUUGAUGAAGGAAAUGUCAAUGCUGAGGACUGUUCCAAAUUCACAAAUCUGGAAAAUCUAAAAAACUGGAAAGAUGAAGAGCUUAUUCAGAGUAUUCGUGACCGUUUUGUAACUGGUGAUUGGCAAAAAGCUAAAAGUAGAAAUAAGGUCCUGGGGUCCAAUUCUGAAGAAGAAGAUGAUGACGAUGCUGUCUAUGGCGAUUUUGAAGAUUUAGAAGCUGAGUACAAUAGGCAUCAGACCAAUGAUAUUGGCAAUGGUGCAAUUCAAAAGGAAAACGACUCGGCAGCUGAGGAGCGAAGGCUUAAGAAGCUGGCUCUUCGAGCAAAGUUUGAUGCGCAAUUUGACGGAUCUGAAUCACCAGAUGAAGAAGUUGAUAAAAAGGAUGGAGCCAAGUUUCAUCGUGGUCAAGCUAAUGAAAGUAGUUAUUUUGACAAGUUGAAGGAGGAGAUUGAAAUUCGUAAACAGAUGAAUAUAUCUGAACUCAAUGAUCUUGAUGAGCCCACCAGAAUAGAGAUAGAGGGCUUUCGGACAGGGACUUACCUGAGAUUGGAGGUUCAUGAUGUUCCUUUUGAGAUGGUUGAAUAUUUCGAUCCAUGCCAUCCAAUUUUGGUUGGAGGAGUUGUUCUUGGGGAGGAAAAUGUCGGAUACAUGCAGGCCAGGUUGAAGCGGCACAGAUGGCACAAGAAGUUACUGAAGAAUAGAGAUCCCAUAAUUGUUUCAAUUGGAUGGAGACGUUACCAAACUAUACCUGUUUACGCCACUGAGGAUCAAAAUGGAAGGCAUCGCAUGCUUAAGUAUACUCACGAACACAUGCAUUGCCUUGCCACAUUCUGGGGUCCUCUUGCCCCUCCCAAUACUGGUGUCGUUGCUGUUCAGAAUGUAUCCAACAAUCAGGCUACAUUUAGGAUUACUGCUACUGCAGUUGUGCUUGAGUUCAAUCAUGCAGCUCGAAUUGUGAAGAAAAUCAAGAUGGUUGGUUACCCCUGCAAGAUCUUCAAGAAGACAGCACUUAUCAAGGAUAUGUUUACUUCAGAUCUUGAAGUUGCUCGGUUUGAAGGUGCAGCUAUUCAAACCGUCAGUGGGAUUCGGGGCCAGGUUAAGAAGGCUGCAAAAGAAGAGAUGGGUAACGAACCAAAAAAGAAGGGAGGACAGCCUAGAGAAGGGAUUGCAAGGUGUACCUUUGAGGAUAAGAUCAAGAUGAGUGACAUUGUUUUCUUGCGUGCAUGGACUCAAGUCGAAGUUCCUUGCUUUUACAACCCAUUGUCAACGGCCUUGCAACCUCGCGAGCAGACCUGGCAGGGAAUGAAAACUGUAGCUGAACUGAGGAGAGAAUACGAUCUUCCCAUUCCUCUUAACAAGGAUUCACUCUACAAGCCAAUUGAAAGAAAGCCAAAGAAGUUCAACCCAUUGGUGAUACCCAAGAACUUGCAGGCAGCUCUCCCGUUUGCAUCAAAGCCCAAGGAUAUUCCUAGUCGGAAACGACCACUUCUUGAAAAGAGAAGACCGGCUGUGGUCAUGGAGCCUCAUGAGCGAAAAGUUCAUGCUCUUGUUCAACAUCUUCAAUUGAUUAGAAAUGAGAAGAUGAAGAAGCGAAAGCUUAAGGAAGACAAGAGGAAGAAAGAACUCGAGGUAGAGAGAACCAAAGAUGAGCAGUUGUCAAGAAAGCGUCAGAGAGAAGAAAGACGGGAGAGAUAUCGGGAGCAAGAUAAACUGAAGAAGAAGAAAAUUCGGAGAAAUGCAUAGGCCUGAAGCUCUCAUUGUAGAAUUGUUUUAUAUAACGUUUUGUUGGGGUGCAGGCAAAACAGGUUUAUGUUGUCCCAAAGGACUAGAUCAGCAUGUUGCAUCUGAUGUGACAAUUUUUCUCAAGCCAACCUUGGCAUCUGUCACACACGGAACUUGGUGCCUCACAAGUGAUGCUCUUGAUUAGCAAUUUUGCCGGCCCAAAUGCAAUUAUAUCGAGCAGGUCGGGACUGUCUAUUGCUGCGGUGGUGGUUUAGCUCUCCUGCACUUUCAUUCUUCAAGUAUUCGUGAUGUUAAUAGUGUGUUUCAAGCAUCUAAGUUAACAUUGUAGAGUAUUAAUUCCUAACACUACCAAUCAGUUUUGUCCGUGGCACAAGUUUCUCUGGUGAGUUAUAUAAGAGUUCUACGCACUUUAGCUAGGACUCGUGAACAACUUUUUGAACAUUAUUAUAAAAAUUGAGCAGAUUUACAAAA